CGCAAACGCAAAUGCAAAAAACAUAUCUGGUAGAAUUGAUGACUAAUCUAAGUGAUCUAUUUUUUUUCGCUUGCGAUCAAUGUAGAGCGGGCUUUACACAUUCUCUUUUGAUCCUGGCCGCUCUUAGUCUUCUCUCCGCUAAAACUUAAUUCGGUGAUUCGUAGUCAAAUAACGUGGACAUCGCGGCGCUCGUGAACAAAACAUAAAAUGCACCCGUGGACGCUUUCAUGACUUUCUUUGCUUCCGACUUCCUUGGUUGUCUUUUGUCGGUUUUCGAAAUAGUUUAAAUGUCAGAGUCAGGAACUUGUAUACGAAGGUUUAGCUUAUGAGUUGAUAUAACCACAAAAAUUGAACGAAAACUAUAAAGAAGUGCUAAAAAGGUAUACAAAGAGAGACUGAAAGCACGUUAAUUUCGUAAAAAGAACUUUUCUCUCCGAACAGAGUAUCCACUGUUAGUUAUUAAGUUCUUCAAAACAUGCAGGUUUAAUUAAAUGAUUUUUUUAAAAUGCAUCAUCAAUUUCACGACGAUGAAGAAGAAUUUGAACCAAGAAUUACACCAAAACCUAUAGCAAAACUUGAUCAUUUUGCAGUGCCAACUGUGCCAGAAGUAUCUUUAAUUUUUGAAAAAUCACCAGCACAAACUUCUAACAAAAAUAGUAGCAAUUCUUUGUCAGUAAGAUCCUCUGAGAAUAUUGCAAAACAUAGUUCUACAACUCCUGUGUCAUAUAACUCUAAUUCUUAUGCAACAUGGAGAAAACAAAAUUAUUUGGGAGAGACCAAUUCUACAAGUACAACUUAUGGUUCACCAUCAUAUAAAAAUGCCUAUAACUGUAGUCAUGUAUCGCACUCGAAUUUUCAAGAUGUUUCCAUACAAGCAAAACAAAGACAAGAUAAGAUAUGUGAUAUGCAAAAAGAACUAGUGAAUACAAGAGUUAAUGACAGAAUAUGUGAGAAGAGUACUCAGUUAAAAUGUUCUGAUAUAAUCAAUUCUCCUAAUUUUGAAGAGGAUAUGUCACAUUUUAGUAACGGACAUUUGUCUUGUAAUUCUCGACAAAAAGGACCAUAUGGCGUACCUGACUACACUAAGAGACUGUCUAAUGGUGGCGUUUCGGAUGCUCUACAGAAAAUUGAACAAUUACCAUGCAUUGGAUAUCAGCAAUUUUCCACACCUAGCUCAAAUAUAGAUAAUAAUGAAACAGUGAGAACUUUGUUGCAGCUUGUAAAUAACCAGAGCGAACAGAUUAAGACUUUGCAACUUCAGGUAGAUAGACUAGUAAGAAUGCAGGAAGAGACUUUUAGGAACAAGUCAGCAUGUCUUUGUUCACAGUCUCUUGCAAAUCAAGUAUUUAGAUGUCCAACAAUAAAUCAUUAUGAUACUGCCAUUAGUUCUUCUAUUGGACAAUCUCAGAAUCAGAGUAUGAAGAAGCCUAUGAGUUUGCAGAGUACAUCUGUUAUAGAGAAGAAAGUCUUGGACAGCUUUAAUAAAGAAGGUAAUUCAGAAACAGCAUUAAUGGAACAACAAUCGAAGAAAGCUUUUAUGGAACAAAAGGUUUCAAUUGGUGUCAUGACGAGUUUUGAGUUUACUGUAGAAAAUAAUCCGUUUCUAGUAGAUGCUGAUAAAUAUGAGAAAAAAGAACUUGAAAAUAACAUGGACAGAAGAAAUGCUAUAAAUGUACACGAUACAACAGAGCCUGUUAUGAGAUAUAAGAAUACAUUUACCUGUAGACCUGUAGCGGCACAAUUGGAAAAUAUAGUCGAAGUUGCGGAAAGUAAUAUGUCUUCAAGUCAACAACAAAGUAGUAAUUUUAAUACAAGUUCUGUGAGAGAUUCGGAGAGACAUAUAUCAAGACAGUCAGAUUUAUAUAACAUGGCUAAUGCUUCAGAAUCUUCAAAAAUGUAUCAGUGCCAUGCUCCGGAUUUAACUAAAAGAAAAAUGCCCGAGGAAGUGUACAUAGGAAAAAGUAACACUGUAGACAAAGAAGUGGAAAAUGCAGACAGAAUGAUGAACGCAUCUAUGAACGUGAAUCGUAGUCCUGCUGAAAGUGCAAAUUGUAGUAAGGCACUUAGCAAUUUACCUAAUUAUGUUGCGAUAAAUAAAGAAAAUAGCAACAACAAGAUGAAUGCUUAUGAAAACGCCUCACAGAAUUAUUUACCUAUGACAGAUUAUUAUCAAAACUAUAGAGAGAGAGAGCACAAUGUUAAACAAAGUAGAGAUAUAAGUGAUAGUAUGACACUGAGCGAAGGUGAUCUUAGAGUAGUUCAAAGACCACCACCAACUCCAGAACCAAGUAUUCACGUUGAGAUGCAAGAAUAUUCGAGCGAUGAUGAGAGUGAUAGUGUGAAACGUACACCAAAAAUAGGUUGGACCUUAUACAACAAUGUUUUGGGACAAGUUAAUGAAAUCUUGCAAAAUUCUGGCGCUAUGGAUGAUAAAGAUGAAAAUAACGUUAGAUCAACUAGCAAAAAUGAGCAAGAAUAUGAUAGGGAAGCCAAAACAGCUGUAAACACUGUCAAAGUAACUACGUUGGAGCAACUUCGAAAACUUGGGAUCAGUUUGACUGAAAACAAUGAACAUAAGGAAGCGAAUGCUAACAAGUCGUUGGAUUAUGAUUCGUCUUUUUAUCCCCGUUUGGAUUGCCAAGCAAAUAUGAUACAAACUACCAGUAUUGUAAACGAAACAAACACGAGUAUGCAUAUGAAAGCGCUGGCAUUAAAGUAUUUGAACGACGAACAACUGGCUGAUAUAGCUUUGCAUAAGCAAGAAUCGUUAAAACAUCUUAUGGUUAGUAACAUGCAAGGGACCAAUUUGUCGUUUGCUACAAUGCGAUAUUUAGAAAGAUAUCAACUUAUACCGGGAAAGAAUAACAUUCAAAUGGAGGAUCAAAUAUAUGGUGAAACAGCAUCUAAACACGAUUUUAAAUUGGCAAGUGAAAAAGAUAAUCCUGCACUUCGCCGACGUCCUCUUGUACAAACAUCUGGAACCGCUUGUCCUAGUAGAAUAUUAGAUCUUUCAGCAUUAAAAAAGCAACCAAAAUUAUUAUAACUUUGAACUUACGUAUCAACUUACAUUAAUAGCUUUUAUAUUAAAAAAAAAACAAUAUAUUUAUAUAAAAUUUUUAUAAUUGUGUGUGCCGUACGCGUUGGCACGCGUGUGAGUUUGACAGAGUGAAAUAGAGAGAGAAAACAAAAAAAAAACAAAGUGUUUAUAUGAAAUACUACAAGAUAGUUUAUUCAAAGUUUUUUUAAAAAAUAGAAAACUACAUAGACUGACGUUCUUGCGAUUAUUUUUACAUAUAGCAUAAGUUUUUAUUUUAAAGUACUUUCUUUUCAAAAAAGAAUCUUUAAUUUUCUCAGCAAUCCCGUUGAUUACAAAUCAGUUAGUUAAAGUCGGCGCUUAUCUAUUCA
Pseudomyrmex gracilis is the source of this 3405-nucleotide messenger RNA. RefSeq lists its product as uncharacterized. The transcript is spliced from 4 exons. NCBI's taxonomy places the organism in Eukaryota, Metazoa, Arthropoda, Insecta, Hymenoptera, Formicidae. The record is from RefSeq and is a predicted model, not a curated record. Bases 506 to 3043 code for a protein of 845 amino acids.